Bactrocera dorsalis (oriental fruit fly) is the source of this 1895-nucleotide messenger RNA. RefSeq names its product epsilon-sarcoglycan (gene Scgalpha). NCBI's taxonomy places the organism in Eukaryota, Metazoa, Arthropoda, Insecta, Diptera, Tephritidae. Gene Ontology annotation, cellular component: membrane; sarcoglycan complex. The record is from RefSeq and is a predicted model, not a curated record. The coding region runs from base 263 to 1588 and encodes 441 amino acids. The transcript is spliced from 5 exons. Gene Ontology annotation, molecular function: calcium ion binding.
UAUACACAACUAAUGGAAUUUUCAACAUUUUCAUUGUGAACUUUUCGACCUAAUCUUCAUUAUUUGGCUGCUGAGUGGAAAAUUUGUUGCAAAAAAUAUUGAUAAGCAGCUAUUGUUAAGUAAAGCUGUUCUUUUAUACAUUUUAACUGAGUUUUAACGAAAUCUAGUAAAAAUAGAAUAUUGCGACAGCGAUAAUUUGAAAUGUUUUGAACAAGAACUUUGAAAAAUCAAUUUUUCACUAUUACAGCCAUCGAGUUUCAACAUGCUUAGAGAAUAUUUAUUUUUAUCUACGCCCAUAGUGGGGCUAAUGCUACUGUUGGCUUGUUGUCACACAACCGCUGGCAUGGAACAGGCAGCUGUGGGCGAAUUAUUCUCCUAUAAAAUUGAACCUUUGCUCUUCAAUUGGACGCAUCAAGUUAUCAGCGAACAAUUUCGAUAUCGAGUCUCAUUGGAGGGCUACGCAGAUUUACCAUCAUGGCUGCGCUACAAAUAUAGUCAUGAAUAUCAUGCUGGUUUUCUUUAUGGCACACCAACUGAGCGUUUGGCCGAUAAAACCGUGCACUUGGAUAUCGUAGCAUUGAAUAAGCAAAAUUAUGAGACGCGCGCCGUUAAGUUGUCUAUAUUUGUUGCACAAAAAUUGCCUUCGCUAAAUAUAAUACAAAUGAAAAUAGACAAUUUGAAUUGGGUGCAUCUGAUGGAUCCGGGUCGUGUAGAGAAUUUACGAAAUAUAUUCCGUACAGAUUUGUGGCCAGAAAGUGAAAAUGAUUUGUGUAUAGUUUUCAUGGAAUCGGCAGUGAAUAUGGGCGGCCGUUUACCACUGCGACCACAGCAACGAGAGGGUGUUGUUGUUCAUCUUGGCAGCUCUGCCCAAUUUUCUCCACGCAUCAAAGAAUUGCAAGAGGAGGUAAGGCCACUUUAUAAGCUGACCACUUGCACCUAUAAACGCACAUCUGUGCAAAAGGUCUUCGAAAAUGCCGGAUUCAAAUUGGAUUGGUGUGCCUUUAAGACAGUAGGCGCUGAUAUAUCGCCGGAAAUACUCUUUCACAAUUACGGGCACAAAAUUCAUCAUGAGAAUUUCAAGCGUAAUGACCGUUGGUUGGGCAUUGCACGGGAGGAUGUGCCAGAUCGCAAUUACAUAGAUGAGUUUGCUUUUGCUUUUGCCAUUCCUGGUAUGAUUUUCGCCGUACUUUUGGGUAUCUUGUCAGCGGCACUUUGCUUCCAACAUGAAAAAUUAAAUGAUCGAAACUCUGAGUUUUUCUUUGAGAAUAUUUUUCAUAUUUGUGAAGAGUCAUGCGCAAAGGAAAACGUUUAUGACUCCGACGAAGAGAGAAGUAAUAUGUCAUCAGCAUAUCAGCCAGCAACCUCAACUGUGCAAAUGGUGCAAUGUUCAAAUAGCAAUACAGAUCAGCCAGUCACGACCUUAAAGAGCUUGAAGGAUCCCAAUUGCUUGUUGGAUAAUAUUAGCAUGCGCUCACAUAGCCCCAAUAAUAGCUAUUAUCAAACAGACAGUGCAUCCAACACAUACCUACGCCCAAAGCCUCCACCAUAUAAGGGUGGCACUUUAAAUCGUAAUGGCGUCGAUAUAUGACAAUCAACCCCAAGGAUAUUAUAUUGCUAAUUGGUGCAAGAAAUGUUUGAGACCUUCCACGUAAUGGAGGCAAAUUAAAUUAUUCGUAAUCAUUAGAACCGUAUCAAUCUAUGUACUUACAAUAUUCUACUUAAUAUCUCUUCUAAUAUGAAGACCAAUGAAACAUAUGAUACUCUUACCAGUAGUUUGAGGAAAUUACUAAAAAGAUAUUUCACUGUAGACGUAGUUGUACAACGAAUGUUAAACACAAAAAUUAGCACAAUAAAUGUUAUUUUAGAAUAAUCAUAAAUUUAUAAUUAAACCACAA